AGGUUGACGUUUCGCCUGACGUUAUGUUAGUCAUUUUGCAUUUGUUGAUGUGUUGAACCGUACUACUUCUUCAUCAGGAAAAGCCAAGAUAUCCAGAGGAUUACCUUUGCUUCGCUUGGCGAAAUGUUACUCUGAAGAAUUCUGAACUACGGCGCGCAUAGAGAAUGGACAAGUACACCGUGGACUUGGACCAGGUGCUCAACGACUUUGAGUACAGCGAGCUUACCACCGAGCAGGCGCCUCCACCACCGGUGCCCCGGGUUCCGCAGAAAAACUACAGCAGCACCAAGCAUUCCAUCAAUAAUGUGUUCAGCAGCCUGAAUGAUUACCUCGCGACGGAAAUCAACGAGAAUAUUGUCCAGUAUAACAACGUCGACAAUAAAUAUGAAAGUCGGACGGAUGCGCAUGCGAGCGAGAGCACCGCAGCAGGAAAUAUCGUAGAGUAUCCAUCUAUAAGCAACUUAUACGCCGCUGCGAGUCCUGUUUAUCCGCAAGAUGUCAAAGAUAUCACGCUGGAUACUCCUGCGGUCGUGCAGAUGACGCCGGUGAAGGAAAAACCACUGGAAAGUUUAAUAGCGCAGCCGAUUUUAUUGAAAAUAGAAGAUUCGCAAGUCGUUGAUGACACAUGGCAAGAAAAACUUGAGGAAAUUGUCACUGCAAGUGAAAAUAAUCAACUUUUAGAUUUAGAUAAUUAUAUUAAUGCUGAGGAGGGUGAUAAUCAUGAAGAAUACUCUGCAGAAGUAAAAUUAGAAGAAGUAAAUGGAUGUAAUCAACCAGAAGAAGCUGAAAACACUUCAGAAAUACCUGAAGAUGACAAGUUGACACAAGAAGAAGAAGUGGAAGUGGAAGAAGUGUUCGCCUCGCCUUCCAUUGAAGAAAAACCCGCGUUCGUUGAGCCACCAGCCGAAGUUGUGGAGGAAAACGUUGAAAUUAUCGAGAUUGACAUCAACUCAAACUCGAAUCUAGAUUCUAUGACUGAAACGUACUGUGAUAAAAUAGGUUUCCACAUUGAGGUGGCCGACGAGGAGGCGGCGAAAUACCUGGCUGAUCUAGAAGACGGAGAAGAUGAAGAAGAAGAAGAGAGUUUUCAUGAUGCGACUGUUACGGUUAGUCCUGUCGAUGUUGUCGUUGUUACACCUGUAGAUAUAAAAGAAAAUGUUGAAGAAGAUAAGAAUGAAGUUGUUUGUGAGGUUGGCAUGGAGACCCAACGGCCCAAUAGUUUGAAUAUCAAAGAAGACGCGGUUAAUUUAAUAGGAAAUCCUGGUUCAACUCCGUAUAAUAAUGUCUACGUGAGUAAAGAAAUGCCGCAGUCUGCUGUGGAAGCACAAUAUGAGUCUGGAUCGUCUGUUUCUGUGUCCCCGACGUUUUCGGAAGCCUCUACUGAUUCUGUGCAUUCAGUAGAACAAACAACAUUACCGCAGGAAACAGUUACACAGGAUAAUGCUGUAGUUGCAGAGGAAAACCCAGCCUCUGUUCAUUUAAAUGAAGAAAAUGUUGAUGAUCAAGAACAGAAUGAGACAUCUGCUCAUCAGUUGAUGUCAGAAGAAGACUGUAUUAAUCAUGAUGCGGGGCCUGAGGUUGCCCCAGCCGAAGCAAACGCUAAUUCUAAUUCUAUUUUGGAACCUGUUGAGGACUUGCAUGCGCAUGCGCAUGAACAUGAAGAUGCAGCGUGGUUGGGUAAACGCGCACCUAUCUGGACACCGGACGCAGACGCGCUGAAUUGCCAGCACUGCGAGUUCAAAUUCACAGUCAUCAAACGCCGGCAUCACUGCCGUGCAUGCGGCCUAGUCCUCUGCUCCAAGUGUUGCGGCAUGAAACACAAGUUGGAGUAUCUAGGCGCAGAGGCACGUGUAUGCACCAGGUGUCAUGAAGCACUCGCAAGGGAAACAGACAGCGGUAGUGGUGACUCGCAACAUUCGACACCACGACGCGAUAAUGACAUUACAGGCGAUGCUGCGGCUGCUGCAGGUCAGCCUAAUCCGAAUAAUCCGAUGGAGUAUUGCAGUGUGGUCCCGCCGCAUGAACAAGUACGUGCUGGUGGAAGUACCCCAAGUGUAAUGGUACCUGUAGGUGUUCUCAAACGUAAAGGCUCGAAUAAAAAGCACAACAAGAGUGUAAUGUUCUGCGAUGGCAUUCGUCCAGGCAGCGACCUCACCAACCUAGACCAGGAUUUCAACUACAACGACAGUCGCAAAUCCACAUCGGGUGUUGCAGUCAAGAAAGCAAGUUCCCAACCCGCGCAGCAAAUUAAACUCAACAAGAAUCUCCCCAUGGUGGACCCUGUCACACAAUCAUUCAUACCAGAGAAUGAGAAUUGCCUGCCACCUACGGUCACUACUUAUAAAUCAGAUAUCACGUAUACAGAGUGUGGUAAUAACGCCAAUGUGGUGGAAAUGCUAAAAAACGAAACGCUCACGUUUGCGGUGCAGCGCAAUCUGCACAUCCACGUACGACUCAUUCUCAUGGAUUGCUGCGUUAAUAAACAAGCAUGGUGUUUCUCCACGGAAGGAUUGAUUGCUGUCGGACAAGAUGAGAUUGUUAUCCUGUUGGAAUAUGCUGAGGGCGAGGCACAGGUGCCUAAAGAUGUGUUUCAUCAUCUGAAUAAUAUCUAUAAUUCAGCUGUGAAGGGCACGACUGUAACCGAGUUGGGCUUGAGCAUUCAUCCGACUACGAACUUUUUGGAUUCGCGCAAUCAUGCGGGGUUUAUUUUCGUACGGCCGACAUUUCAAUGCUUGCAGAAUGUUAUCGUACCGAAGGAGCCGUAUCUUGUGGGUGUCCUGGUACACCGCUGGGAGACACCAUGGGCGAGAAUCUUUCCGCUGCGAUUAGUUUUACGGCUGGGUGCUGAGUAUCGAUAUUAUCCAGCGCCGUUGAUAUCAACACGACAUCGUGAUUCGGUUUUUGUUGAGAUAGGCCACACAAUCAUCAACUUACUCGCUGAUUUUCGUAAUUUCUCGUAUACGCUACCCAAUAUUCGCGGGUUGACUAUUCACAUGGAGGAGAAAAGCACGACUGUAUCGAUUCCCGUGAAUAGAUAUGAUCAAGUGAUGAAGUCGAUGAGUAAUUCCAGCGAGCAUAUUUUGGCUUUCGGUGGGAAUUUCUCGUCGGAAGCAGACUCGCAUCUUGUGUGCAUACAAGACACUCAAGGGAGCGAUGAGAAUAACUAUAAGACACAUGCGAUUAAUAUACAAAACAAACCAAGAAAAGUUACUGGUGCUAGUUUUAUCGUGUUCAACGGCGCGUUGAAGUCUUCUAGUGGUCUUACUGCAAAGUCUAGUAUCGUAGAAGACGGGCUGAUGAUCCAGAUACCUCCGGAGCACAUGGUGAAGGUGCGUGAAAGUCUGCGCAACAUGAAGAACCACAGUAUUCAAUGUGGCUGCGUGAAUGUCGCCUCUGACGAGACUGUAAACAUUGUAUGGAGUGAAGCAGAUGUUAAUUUUAAUCUAGGGGUUAAAUCUUCAGUUGAUGGUCAAUCGUUAAGUGGUGUACCAUCGAUUCGGGUCCACAAUGGCAAAGACUACACGUGCAAUUCCGGCGCUCGUCUUGUACGCUGGACAGAAGUAUUCCUCCUCCAGAGCGGCGAAGAAAACGCCCGCACACAGGACCCUGUCGAUAUCUCCAAGGUCGCCGAGAGUAUCUCGAAGGCGACGUGUCAGGCGCUCGUCAAGUACCUAGAUUUACUCGCUACGAAUAGCUUUAUGAAGAUUGGCAUCCGCACCACGCUGCAUGUGGACGACGUGAGCUACGCCGCGGGUAGUAACGGGCAGAAACUGCCGCCGAUCUAUAUGAAAUCGUUGGAUAAUGAGUUGGUACCGGUGCUGCACCGUAUCACCUCGUCGGGCAACGUUGGCGACGGCACGAUUGUGCUCGAGCUGAUCUUUCGCAUCCUGAAUGUCUAGCGCGGGCACACACGGUAAAUGCUUACACUCUAGGCCGCGAACACGUCAAGUUACAAAAACGACACUAAUCGCAAUUUUGAAACGUAGGCCAAAAAUUACUUGACUUGAUGAUAAUAAUUAGAUAUUUAUCUUUUAUAAACACAUAGAUUUAUUAUAGAAGGUAACUGAGGACAGUCACAUCGAUUUUAACACUUGAACGCGUCUAGGUAUUUGACUCGCUAAUAUAUUGUAUGAUUAACUUCUAAUAGUGAAUGCAAUUAUCAAAAAGAUUAAACUAUUUCCAACUGCA
This is a messenger RNA of Dalotia coriaria, 4188 nucleotides long. It is a transcript of the gene Sara, whose product is annotated as Smad anchor for receptor activation. The transcript is spliced from 8 exons. Gene Ontology annotation, cellular component: early endosome membrane. Gene Ontology annotation, molecular function: metal ion binding. Bases 165 to 3899 code for a protein of 1244 amino acids. The record is from RefSeq and is a predicted model, not a curated record. NCBI's taxonomy places the organism in Eukaryota, Metazoa, Arthropoda, Insecta, Coleoptera, Staphylinidae. Gene Ontology annotation, biological process: endosomal transport.